AUAAGAGUAUUUGCCGGGUGCAUUAUAUAUUUAUUACGGUUAAAGAUUUUUUUUCGUUGCUAAAAACAAUCAAUAUGUGUGCUUAAAUGUCAUUUAUUGCAAAUAUUGCGGCGGUAACAGCAAAUUAGGAUUGUACAACAAGAUAUUUCAACAGAGCUUUGUUGGCCUGGUACGCUCAUUACAAUGAAAUGGAAUUGCACUAAGUUUAUGAACGCUAAGUAUUUAUCAAAAUCAGAACUCAUUGCAUUUUACAAAAAACGAUGUCAAUUAAGAAAAUGUUUUUAUGGUACAAAAUGCUUGUCUCGUACUGAAUGGAAAGCAGUGAGAAAUUAUAGACAAAUAAUUGCACGGGACAUCUGUGAGGCAUAUUCGAGCCAUUUGUACACCAGUGUGAACGACGGUUCUCACGUAAUGCUAAAUAAAAGAACACUUGACAGAGGGGAUAUGUAACUUUUCCAGACAUUUCUGAAUUCAAAAUCUGUAGUACGGGGCUAACAAAACAAGUGCAAUAUUCUUUUUUUAUUAAUAAAAUGAAUUAAAUAAUAAAACAACUAUUUACAAGCAUAACUUAAAUUGACUAUAUAUCAUCAUGGCUGCUUUCCAUCGUCCUGGAAACGAAUUUCCACAACAGGUUUCCGCUGACCAAGCAAGUGAAGACAGGAGUGAAAUUGCCUUUUCAAACGGAGCCUCGUUUCCAAGUCAUGUAAACGGAUAUUCCAUGAACUCUGAGACUUAUUAUGUCAGGGAUGGAUUUUCAAACCCGCCUGAAAGAGACCCAGCUAGGUUACCAUCUCCACAUUAUGGAGUGACCGGAGCUACCCUAGGACUAACGCACCAAGCCAGACAUCCUAUGUAUGCUGAUUACGGUGAAAGACUUAGAUCAUUUGCUAGAUGGACUCGAACAAACCCUGAUCCAGUUUGUCUUUGCGAUGCAGGAUUCUUCUUUACAAAUGAAGGGGAUCUAGUGCGAUGUUUCAGUUGUGGGAUAGGCUUAAAGGACUUUACAGAUCGUGAUGAUCCUUUGCGGGAACACGUCAGACAUUCUGGAAAUUGUCUGUACCUCCUUGAACAUCUUGGAACAGAAACAUUAGCUUCCAUAAAGGCUAGCUGUCAGGAACAACAAAGAAUUCAAGGAAGUGUUGAAGAUCUUGUACGAUGCUUCAGUUGUGAUGGAGGGUUAAAGCGCUGGGAUGCUGAAGACGUCCCGUGGACUGAGCAUUGUCGUUGGUUCCCUACAUGCCCAUAUGCAAGGGAAAGAAAAGGCGAGGACUUUAUAGCUCUUGUCUUAGCUUCUUCAGCGUAUAAUCAGGAGGGACCAACGAAUAAUGAAGAAAGUGUUGGUAGUGAGGAUCUUCAAGGAGCAAUGGAUCAGAUGACACUUAGAGAUCCUGUAUUAAGAGCUGCGCUAGAGGAACACAAAACCACGUGUCUAGAAAUGGGAUAUGACAUUGCUGACGUAAAUGAAGCUGUGGAUGAUUUAAGGAAUAUGGGAACUAUCACACCAACUAUUGAAGAGUUGAUUGACAUGGUAGAAGUUGUUAAAGAAAGGAAACAAAGUAAGGAGAUAGCUCGCCAAUUGGAGAAGCGUCAACAAGAAACACCUCUUGAAGAAAACCAAAGACUUAAAAGCUUUGUCACCUGCAUGACAUGUGGUAAAAACAAUGUUAAUUGUUUAUUCCUCCCGUGCACGCAUCACAGAGUAUGCAUGGAGUGCGCUUCACUUUUCACUCAGUGUCCUGUGUGUGACAGACAGAUUCGACAGAAGAUACGGACGUACUUAGUGUAAGGCAAACACUGUGUCAGAACAAUUUCUAGGGUAAUACAAAUACCGUGUCAGAACAAGUUCUAGUGUAAGACAAAUACUAUGUCACGACAAUUUCUACUGUAAUUUAGAUUUGAAGUGCAUCACACAGUCCAGAAAUUGCACUGACAGCUUGUUGCAUAUCAUGCAAUGUAAACAUGUAGUGCAAAACGGUUAUUCUAAGACUCUUCCAGGGAUAUACACAAAAGAGCAAUAUUGAAUCAUGACGAUAAUUGGAGGUAUACAAUCAUUGUCAAUGUUGAAAUGGAUUCUUUGUGUCGAAAGUGAUUCUAAAAUCAGAUCAUUGCUCAAGAUUUCUUCCUAGAGGCUUUGGUGCAUCAAUAAGUAGUAACUAUUGAAAUGAAUCAUAUUUGGUUUAUACAGAAAUUAUUUUAGUUGUGUAGGGAGCUGUCAGUUGAUUGAAAAGUUUCUUGCUCAACGGUUUGCAUAUGACCGAUUUUGAACCCCCAUGCGACUUGCGAUCCUUAGAAGCGUUAUCCAAUCGGCUAUGCCGCAACUCAUAAAUCAUAUUAAUUUUUAUGUUUUAAGUUUACCAAAUUUUCAUUUGAAUUACACUGCUUAAUAUGAGUUGAUUUGUAUUGUAUAUACUCAGUAUUCUAUAUAGUGGUUUUAAAAUUCAUAUUGUAUAUACAUGUAUAUCAGUUGGGAGGCGUAUAACUUUAAGCUUGUCAUUUGUCUUUUUUUUUCAUAAUACAGGCUUUACCUAAGCUCAAAGAUGAGCACAGUAUAUCUUCAGAUAAACAACUUGUUGCAAAUCUUUUCAUACAACAACAAGUAACCAUACACAUACAAACGUUUAGAAUUACCUUACAUGUUUGGUGUUACUCUUUAUAUUUUGUUUCGAUGAAGAGUGACAUGUACAUGGCAUUUUUUUCAUUCUGAGAAAAACAUGCCACACGUGCUAAGGGACUGUUAUCAUAUCAGGUAUUUGCAGCUUACAGUUCCCUUUAAUUACUGAUACGCAUUACUUUGCUGCUGCUGAUGUUAAUACUUUCAUCAUCAUUUUACAACUUGUAACCAUACAAAAACAAACGAUUAAAUUAACAUUGCAUGUUUGGUGUGACUCUUUAUAUUUUGUUUCGAUGAAGGGCAAUUAUUUCAUUCUGAGUUAAACAUGCCACAUAUGCUGAGUGAUGUUUAUGAUAUUGGUGUUGUUAUUUUAUAGUAGUAAUUUGCAUGUACAUGAACAUAUCAUUAUUGCUAGCAUUUGUUAUUCAACUUUUAUGUUUGUCGCCAGUUAACAGGGGUCUUUUUAUUGCAGUUAUUGUUAUUUUUAAAAUAAUUCUUGAAUAUUUCAAUAGUAGUAGCAAUUGACAUGUGAGAUCAUUUUCGAUGCAUAACAUGAUGUUAAUACGUUCAUGAUCAUUGUAAUAUACACUUACUCAUUACAAAUAAUUUAACUGCUAUAUCCGUUGGAAAAGUAUUACUGAGUGCUCUGUCUGGGUCAUUGUAAGGACUUAUGAUGAUAAAGGAUAACAAGUCCUUACAAUAUCGUUAAUAUAGACACAAUUCAUCAUGUUUGUAUAUCUAAAUAAUGUAAAAAUAGUUAUUAUUAUUAUUAGAAAUCCCUCCAUCACUGGCAAUAUAUGUAUCCUAUGUAUCUAUGUAUAUAUGUUUUGUUUAUAUAUGUUUAUAUGUAAAUAAGUUAAGUGCACCAAUUAAUAAGAAACAUGUCUAAUGAUAUUUUACGUAUCUUUAUAAAGAAGUCAUUAAGUUUAAAAUCUUUGUUUGAGUCUGAAGGCAGUGUUCCAUAUUCCAAUGUUCAAAUAUGCCGCCAUGAACAGAAUAUGAAAAUGGUUAAACUAUUAUUUAUGAAAAUGGUUAAACUUUAAUUUAUCUAGAUCUUUAGAUCUUAUGUAAAAGAUUUUUUAUCAGUUUUCAUAAAAUUGAUAGGGUUAUGAUAGAUUUUUAAUGAUAUAUUUAAAAUGACUCCUAUAUUGCGGCCAGGGGAGACAUAAGUGUAAUGUGCAAAGCGUUUAAAUGCAAUGAGUUGCUGCUGAGGUCUUCCUGCACUACUUAAUCUAGAAAGUCGCCAUUUAUACAUUAUUUUAAUUACUGAAACGUAUAUAAUUAUACUUGUAAUCUAUAAUACUAACUACAUUAAUGCCGUUUCCGUCUUUUAAUUGAAAUGUUGUUGAACAUAUUGUAAAAUGUCAAGGGAUUUUAAUCAAUACUUACUAACGUAUAUACAUGUAUUAUUAUGUAUAUAGGCAGCAUCAACGGUAAAAGUAGCUAUACAUAGAUUGCUGCUCGGGUAAUAAAAUGAAUGUGUCACAAUAUUCAUAUAUGUAUACAUUGCAAAUAAUUCAAUUAAAUGUACUAUAUCCGCAGUGAAAGUAUUACUUAGUGUUCUUAAGAACUUACUAUGUUAAAGGGAAACAGUCCUUACAGUUUCGGUUAUAUAUACACAAUUCAUCCUAUAUGUAUACUAUUUUACCUCGUAAACAACCAUCAAAAUAAAGUUAUUAAAUUUAUUGUACAAGCAUAUCUGUUAAGGAGAGACUUAUUAUAUCAUAGAUCAAUACAUGAUUAAUUAAUUAUUGAUAAUUGUAUGUCAUAUCGUAAAAUUGAACUGUCCGUAAAUGCAUAACAUGUAUUGAUAUGAAUUUACUAUUAUGUAAAUAACGUGUUAAAAACUAUAUCACGUGCUCAGAUUAUGAUCUUUUGUUAAAGUGAAUUAAAGGUCCUAUGGGCCGGGCGUUCAUCUUUGUGUAUUUUUGUGUAUGUAUAUACGUAUAACACAUGUCACUUUAAUAAAGAAUUUGCUUACUUACUUACUGUAUAUUUAAACAAUGUAAAAAUAGUUAUCUUUAGAAAUCCCUCCAAUACUGCCAAUAUAUGUAUUUUCUAUGUACACAUGUUUUUGUAUGUAUGUUUAUAUGUAAUUGAGUUAAGUGUACCAUGUAAUAAGAAACAUAUUUUACUUAAAAAAAAACAUUAAAUGUUUAAUCUUUGAUUGAGUCUGGUAAAUGAACUUAAUAAUAUGGUGCAUAUUCCCAUGUUCCAAUAUGUUCCAUGAACAAAAUAUGAAAAUGGUUAAAAUAAAAUUUAUCUAUUUUAAAUCUUAAGAUCAUAUGUAAAAGGUUUUUAUCAGUUUUCUUGGAAAUGAUUG
Molecule: messenger RNA, 4934 nt
Organism: Ruditapes philippinarum (Manila clam)
Lineage: Eukaryota; Metazoa; Mollusca; Bivalvia; Venerida; Veneridae
Product: baculoviral IAP repeat-containing protein 8-like
Exons: 8
Coding region: 590-1786 (398 amino acids)
Biological process (GO): regulation of cell cycle
Cellular component (GO): spindle microtubule; cytoplasm; nucleus
Source: RefSeq, a predicted model, not a curated record